Homo sapiens (human) is the source of this 1404-nucleotide messenger RNA. It is a transcript of the gene COPS6, whose product is annotated as COP9 signalosome subunit 6. NCBI's taxonomy places the organism in Eukaryota, Metazoa, Chordata, Mammalia, Primates, Hominidae. The coding region runs from base 23 to 1006 and encodes 327 amino acids. Gene Ontology annotation, cellular component: COP9 signalosome; nucleus; perinuclear region of cytoplasm. The transcript has 10 exons. The record is from RefSeq and is marked reviewed. Gene Ontology annotation, biological process: protein deneddylation.
GAGGCUGGCGGGCGCGGGGAAAAUGGCGGCGGCGGCGGCGGCGGCUGCAGCUACGAACGGGACCGGAGGAAGCAGCGGGAUGGAGGUGGAUGCAGCAGUAGUCCCCAGCGUGAUGGCCUGCGGAGUGACUGGGAGUGUUUCCGUCGCUCUCCAUCCCCUUGUCAUUCUCAACAUCUCAGACCACUGGAUCCGCAUGCGCUCCCAGGAGGGGCGGCCUGUGCAGGUGAUUGGGGCUCUGAUUGGCAAGCAGGAGGGCCGAAAUAUCGAGGUGAUGAACUCCUUUGAGCUGCUGUCCCACACCGUGGAAGAGAAGAUUAUCAUUGACAAGGAAUAUUAUUACACCAAGGAGGAGCAGUUUAAACAGGUGUUCAAGGAGCUGGAGUUUCUGGGUUGGUAUACCACAGGGGGGCCACCUGACCCCUCGGACAUCCACGUCCAUAAGCAGGUGUGUGAGAUCAUCGAGAGCCCCCUCUUUCUGAAGUUGAACCCUAUGACCAAGCACACAGAUCUUCCUGUCAGCGUUUUUGAGUCUGUCAUUGAUAUAAUCAAUGGAGAGGCCACAAUGCUGUUUGCUGAGCUGACCUACACUCUGGCCACAGAGGAAGCGGAACGCAUUGGUGUAGACCACGUAGCCCGAAUGACAGCAACAGGCAGUGGAGAGAACUCCACUGUGGCUGAACACCUGAUAGCACAGCACAGCGCCAUCAAGAUGCUGCACAGCCGCGUCAAGCUCAUCUUGGAGUACGUCAAGGCCUCUGAAGCGGGAGAGGUCCCCUUUAAUCAUGAGAUCCUGCGGGAGGCCUAUGCUCUGUGUCACUGUCUCCCGGUGCUCAGCACAGACAAGUUCAAGACAGAUUUUUAUGAUCAAUGCAACGACGUGGGGCUCAUGGCCUACCUCGGCACCAUCACCAAAACGUGCAACACCAUGAACCAGUUUGUGAACAAGUUCAAUGUCCUCUACGACCGACAAGGCAUCGGCAGGAGAAUGCGCGGGCUCUUUUUCUGAUGAGGGUACUUGAAGGGCUGAUGGACAGGGGUCAGGCAACUAUCCCAAAGGGGAGGGCACUACACUUCCUUGAGAGAAACCGCUGUCAUUAAUAAAAGGGGAGCAGCCCCUGAGCACCCCUGCUGGUGGCUCUGUCCUCUGUUAGGCACCACACUGGUUGGUCAACUUGGAUGUUCAUCGAGGCUCAUUCUGGCCUUGCUCAGAAGCCCUUCUGAUGCUCUUCAGUGAGGGAGGCACUACCAUUUGAAGUGACCCCAUGUCAGUCACAUGGACUGGUCUUUAGCAAAGUCCAAGGCUGCCUGCUUCCACCUAAGUGGUCUCUGUUCUACACUUUAAUGUCACCCUCUACAUCAUCUUACCUAGCCCACCCAACCUUAUAAACAUGAUAAUUGACUACU